Molecule: messenger RNA, 3517 nt
Organism: Nematostella vectensis (starlet sea anemone)
Lineage: Eukaryota; Metazoa; Cnidaria; Anthozoa; Actiniaria; Edwardsiidae
Product: putative N-acetylated-alpha-linked acidic dipeptidase
Exons: 5
Coding region: 452-2770 (772 amino acids)
Molecular function (GO): carboxypeptidase activity
Source: RefSeq, a predicted model, not a curated record
GAUAAAGCGUCCUCGUUUUUAUGAGGAUUUCUGAUUACGUGACAACCUUUUUUCAUAACUGCUAUUCGGAUUCAAAGCCACCGUGGACAAAUAUGAUGUGUGCAAAUUAGAUUUUUUUUUGGUGUGCCACACGACGGUGUUAAAAACAGCCGCUUGAAUGAUCGACGUUUUCGGUUGGCUCUUGCGUUCGGUCUCAGUCAACUUUCAAUACCUACUCGCAAUGUUUAAUAGCCAGGUUGAAAAGCCCUGAAGGUCUUUUGACACUUGGUGUUGUUAUAUAUCCUGUGUAAUAUCUUAGUUUUCUCAUUAAAAUUCAGAUUAGAUUGGAUAAGUUAGAGCUAAGCUGCAGUUUUUCGGCGUCACUUGCUAGUCACGGCAUCCAGCCCGGUAAAAAUAUGGCAAAAGUAGGGAACGGUCACAUUCGUGGAACUUGAAUGGAUGAUACUUCAAAAUGACAGAAGAAGACCAAAAUGCGAUUAUUCCGGAGCAAGCGCCGUUAGAAAAUGUCCUUAAUAAUACGGAGCUUUCAUUUCCCGCGAAACGCCAAGGUCGAUAUCUAGAGCGCAACAGAAGGUUUUUUGUUGUGCUGCUAACGAUCGCGGGCCUCUUAGUUGGCUUUAUCUUUGGUUAUUUUAUCCAUGAAAGCAAGCGUUUGAGGGAUUCUAGGAGGGAAGAAUGGUACCAUGUAUAUCAAGAAAUGAUCAGCACAAAGCGAUUGGAGGAGAACUUAAGGUUUUUCACAAGCAAGCCCCACAUUGCUGGCGACAGGCGACAGAAGGAGCUUGCAGAGUUACUGCAGGCUCAGUGGAAGUCAUAUGGGUUCGACUCGGUGGAGAUGCCCGAGUACGAGGUCCUGCUUUCCAUGCCACAAGUCGACCACCCCAAUAAAGUCGAGAUCGUCCAGAAUGGCACAGUGGUCUACGAGACAGCGGGGCAGUACAAUACCACCGCAGGCCCGACAGACAAGCAACCCUUCUUGUACACACCUUACUUCCCGUAUUCAGGCAACGGAACGGCCGAGGGAGAACUCGUCUUUGCCAACCAUUGCCAGGACAAUGACUUUACAGAGCUUGCGAACUUAACUAUCACCGUCAAAGGCAAGAUAGUCAUCUGCAAGUCUAUCGGAAGUUCGGUCCUACGAGCAGCCAUGUAUGGUGCCAUAGCGGUGUUACUCUACCCUGAUCCCGAGAUCACCAGUAAACUUGGCACCCGCCCACAAGACACUUUCCCAAACACUCCAUGGAACCCUGCAGACGCCGUCUUCGAGAAGCCCUUGCGGUACAUAUUCGGUGACCCACUCACUCCGCACUUUCCCUCAAUCCCUGGAAUGUACAGGAGACCACUGAAUGAGUCGAAACUGCCAAGUAUUCCGGCUCAACCAAUCUCCUUCGAAGAGGCCAAACACAUCCUCAGUAGAAUGAAAGGAGAGGAAGUGCCAUCUUCUUGGAAAGGGGCCCUGAAUAUAACCUACAGGCUUGGUCCAGGCUUCGAGUCUCCAAACACAACGGUGCGUUUGACUAUCAACAACCAAGUAAACGUGCAACCCAUCUAUAAUGUCAUCGGCACAAUCACAGGCAGCAACGAGCCAGAUCGCUACGUACUGAUAGGCAACCACAGGGACGCCUUCCUGUAUGGAGCCGUCGAUCCUUCAAGUGGAACAGCCACCCUUGCAGAGAUGGCAAGAGUCAUGGGUAACCUUCUCAAGUCCGGUUAUCGGCCACGGAGAACCAUUAAGUUCUGUAGCUGGGGAGCGGAAGAGUUCGGCUUGAUUGGCUCUGUCGAGUGGGUGGAGGAGCAUUCAAAGAUUCUUUCGGAUCGAGCCAUAGUCUACUUGAAUACGGAUGUGGCAGUUGGUGGAAAUUUCGUGCUGGUUGCACAGUCGUGCCCGUCGUUUGCGAAGUUUAUUUUCUCUUGGGCAAAGAAGAUACCUGACCCAAACGCGCAAAACGGAAAGACCUCCAUGUACGAUAUCAUGGUGGAGAGAACACCGUCUAAAACGUACAAAGGCAAGCCCCAAGUGGUGCCAUACCUUUACAUGAGCGACUACAUCCCCUUCUAUAAUAGCAUUGGAGUCCCAUCCGCAGAUUUUAGCUAUUUCUUUGGGCACAACAACAAGAUGGAGUUGUAUCCCGUAUAUCACACACAACACGAUAACUUCUACUGGAUGAAAACCUUCGUUGAUCCAAAAUUCGAGUUCCAUAAAACCAUGGCGAUGUUCCAAGGCGGAAUGUUGCUGGAGCUUGCGGACAUGGAUGUGUUACCUUUUGACUUUGCUAGAACCGCAGAGAGUUUGGAACGGCUCUUUCCUCUCUUAUCCGCCUACAAAUCAACGGGUAUGAAAGUGGACCCAAUCGUUAAAGCCAUUGUUAAGUUCAAAAACGCCUCCAAAUCUUUUGUUGAAGCGAAGGCGCAGCUCACUGGAAAAGAAGAUCCCAUUUACCUUCGUAUGGUAAACGAUCAGAUGCUCCAAGCGGAAAAGGCGUUUGUGCGAGCGGAUACCUACUCGUCCGACAGUAUUACCAAGAAUGUCGUCAGCCCUAGAGGGUACUUCCCCGGGAUCCACGAGGCUAAUCUAUUGGCAAAGCGUACACACAAUUAUGAGGAAUUGAAGAAACAAUUAUCCGUUGUUACGGCAGCCAUUAACUCGGCUGCAGAUUUUCUCAAGCCGUUCCCGCCACCAGGCACGAGUGAUGCUCACACAGUAAGUGUCCCUGGGAAGAUGAUUGUCCUUCUAGCAGUUGGCUUACAAGUGCUUUUGUUCCAUAGAUAGAAGAAUGGCAUUGGUUGUGUUUGGCAGAGUCUUCUUUUGAUUUCUGCAAUGACACUUGUUUUGACAAUUCCCAAGACAGCCAGGACAAAAAGUAUAACCAUGGCUAUCCUGCUUUGGCACGAGGGGGGCCUAUAGUGAAACGUUUCUAUAUGAGCCAAGCUUCGCAUCAUAUCAGGACUGUAUCUAGAAAUCUUAAUAAGGGCGAACGCGGGCGGGAAGGAGGGGGGUAUACAUCCCAUGUAUGUAUCUAUGUAUCCACCCCUUUCUUCUGCUUACCGUGAACCGUUGUGUGACCUCUGAUGAUCGCGUGACGCUCAGGAGAGAAUAGUAUUGAAAUAGGACGUGUCGUAGCGUCCAUAGGGAGCCGGGCGUGCCCUCAGUUUUUAAGAAAUAAGAAAAUGACUCGUAGGGGCGGCUGUGACCCUAAGCCCCCCUCCCCAAUCUAAGAAUUUUGAGACCUACUACGGAACUGAGUACUAUCGUUAUUAAAUGAGAGCGAACCAAUGGAGAUCCUGCCAAAUUUGCUCUUUCAUUUCUCUUUAAAAUCUGCUCUUUCAUUCUUACAAAAUUUUGAAAAUGUCACUCAUGAUUGCCUUUUCGAGAUUUGUCUUCACAUUAUCGCAACAAAUAGAAAACAUUGUAUUAAAUCUCAGAUUUAUACAUCCAUAGUGAUGUAAUUUGUAACAUACACGUCUGUUAUAUGUAUAAUAUCUUUACUAACUUUAUACCAAACUUGCCCUCGAGUGA